GAUCACGUAAAAACCGGACCCGUGGCAGCUCUCACGUUUCUCUCUGCCCCGUGGACGCGCGUUCGACGCACAGAGGGCACGUCAUUCGUGCACCGUGGAAACAAAUGGAGACCGCUCGUGUCUCCAGUGUCGCGGAAAUUAAUAUUAAUUAAUACCGUAGCUAGCAAUAACGUUAAAUGAGUGCGCGAUAGAGUUUGACGGACGUUUCGUGUAUUUAAUUUAGAAUAAUAUAACAGGUCCGGAGUCGAAUAUGGUGCGGAAUAGCGACAAGGACAGACACCACCGGCGGAGGUCGAGGUCGAGGUCGAGAUCGAGAUCGGGCGAGCCCGAGAAGAAGCGACGGCGGUCCAGGAGCAGGGAGCGCGAGAGGGAGAGAGACAAGGGGCGACAUCGCGAGCGACGGAGUCGUUCGCGGGACAGAGACAGGGAGCGGGGCGACAGAAGGGAGCGCUCCGAGAGGGACAGGGAUCGCGAGAGAAAACGUGGAGACAGUAAAGAAAAGCGUCUUACAGGCUCGAAAUCCUCGCGCUCCGGCAAAGAACGGUCGAACAGGUCUCGCUCGCGCGACAGAAAGGAUAAAGAGAAGGGGGACAAUGAGGAAUUGCCGUUCGAUCACACCAAGUUGGACAAGGAGGAAGAGCAGAAAAGGCUGGAGUUGGAAAUGCAAAAGAGAAGGGAGAGGAUAGAGAGAUGGCGUGCGGAAAGGAAGAAGAAAGAGCUGGAAGCGACCAAGAAAGACGGUAAGACAUCUAUUUUGGCAAAUCUUCAGCUACCCAUGAAAAAGUGGUCCCUUGAGGAUGAUAGUGACGAAGAGACUCCUGUGGUACAGAAUAACAAGGAGGCAAAAGAAGAAGGUGUAAGGGAAGAAAUUGAGGAAGUGAUGGAAGAGGUGAAAGAUGAAGAGGAGGAGAUUGAUCCGCUUGAUGCUUUUAUGGCCGAGGUGCAGGAAGAAGUGAGGAAAGUGAAUAAAUUUGAUAACAAGGCUCCAAAAAGUGCCAACAAUGGCACGAAUUCUGCAUCGCAGAGUGGCGGCGUGGUCAUUAUGACCGGAGUGGCAAAGAAAAAGGUGCAGAAACAAAAGGGGGAAUUGAUUGAGCAAAAUCAAGACGGACUGGAGUAUUCCAGCGAGGAGGAGGGCGAGAAUCUUCACGAGACCGCGGCUGGCAUUGCGAACAAACAGAAGCGGGAAUUAGCCAAGGUUGAUCAUGCCACUACAGAUUAUCAGCCGUUCCGAAAGUCCUUCUACGUCGAAGUGCCUGAGAUUGCGAGAAUGACGUCAGAAGAAGUAGAGGCAUACAAGGAGGAAUUAGAAGGCAUUCGCGUGAAAGGUAAAGGUUGCCCGAAGCCCAUCAAGUCCUGGGCGCAGUGCGGCGUGACCAAGAAGGAAUUGGAAGUAUUAAAGAAACUCGGUUACGAGAAACCGACGCCCAUUCAAUGCCAGGCGAUCCCGGCGAUCAUGUCUGGCCGCGAUCUCAUAGGCAUCGCGAAAACCGGUAGCGGAAAAACGCUUGCCUUUCUCUUACCGAUGUUUCGUCACAUACUCGACCAACCACCGUUGGCAGACGGUGACGGACCGAUUGCGUUGAUCAUGACCCCAACUAGGGAACUGUGCAUGCAAAUCGGUAGGGAUUCGAAAAAAUUCACCAAGUCACUGGGCUUGUCGCACGUGUGCGUUUACGGCGGUACCGGUAUUUCCGAGCAAAUAGCAGAACUUAAGAGAGGGGCGGAGAUCAUUGUGUGCACACCGGGAAGGAUGAUCGACAUGCUCGCGGCUAAUAGCGGGCGAGUAACGAACUUACGCCGGGUGACGUACGUGGUGCUUGACGAAGCCGACAGGAUGUUCGACAUGGGCUUCGAGCCGCAGGUGAUGCGUAUUAUGGAGAAUGUCAGGCCGGAUAGACAGACGGUGCUGUUUAGCGCAACGUUUCCGCGACAAAUGGAGGCGCUAGCCAGGAGAAUACUCACGAGACCGGUCGAGGUCCAGGUCGGCGGACGUUCCGUCGUUUGCAAGGAUGUGGAGCAACAUGUUGUUGUACUCGAGGAAGAUCAGAAGUUCUACAAGUUGCUUGAAAUCCUUGGACAUUAUCAAGACAAAGGCUCCACCAUUAUAUUCGUAGACAAGCAAGAGAACGCGGACACGUUGCUUAAGGAUCUUAUGAAGGCUUCGUAUUCCUGCAUGUCCCUUCACGGCGGUAUAGACCAAUGCGACCGAGAUUCAACUAUAUUGGACUUCAAGGCGGGACGAACAAAGUUGCUCGUGGCCACGUCCGUCGCCGCUAGGGGCUUGGACGUAAAGCACUUGGUGUUAGUCAUCAAUUACGAUUGUCCCAACCACUACGAAGAUUACGUGCACAGAUGUGGUAGAACUGGUCGAGCCGGAAAUAAAGGAUACGCGUACACCUUUAUUACAUCGGAACAAGAACGUUACGCCGGCGAUAUUUUACGUGCGUACGAGUUAGCGGGCGUACCCGUUCCAGAGCCUUUGCGCCAAUUAUGGGAAGGUUACAAAGCCCGUCAAGCCGCGGACGGAAAGAAGGUUCAUACCGGAGGUGGUUUCAGUGGCAAAGGAUUUAAGUUCGACGAAUCGGAGGCUGCCUUGGCGAACGAGAAAAAGAAAUUCCAGAAAGCAGCCUUGGGACUGCAGGAUUCUGACGAUGAGGACAUAGAAAACGAUAUCGAUCAACAGAUCGAGAGUAUGCUGGCACCUAAGCGAACCGUUCGUGAAAUAGCCAAACCGACCGCGACCAGUAUUACGGUGCCCGGUCAACCGAUACCUAGUGCUACUGAUAAGCUCGAAUUGGCCAGACGAUUGGCGUCGAGAAUAAACAUUGCAAAGAAUCUGGGCGCCGAGGCGAAAGGCGCAACUCAACAAGCAGCGGAAGCUAUACUCAAGGGUGCAGGACCAACAAAUCUGAUUACGGCAAAGACAGUCGCGGAACAAUUGGCCGCGAAGCUGAACACCAAAUUGAAUUAUCAGCCGCGCGAGGAAGAUCUCGUGGAGAGCGACGUAGAGACGGGCGAGCAAACAUUCCGCAAGUACGAAGAGGAACUCGAGAUCAACGACUUCCCGCAACAAGCGAGAUGGCGCGUCACGAGCAAGGAGGCUCUUGCCCAGAUCUCGGAAUAUUCCGAGGCGGGUCUGACAGUGAGAGGAACGUAUAUCGCGCCUGGGAAAACGCCACCGGAAGGCGAAAGGAAGUUAUACCUGGCAAUAGAGUCGACGAGCGAGUUGGCAGUCAGCAAGGCCAAGGCGGAAGUGUCUCGACUCAUCAAGGAGGAACUCAUCAAACUGCAGGCGUCUGGCGCUCACACCGCGUCGCGAGGUCGAUACAAAGUUUUAUAAAAUUUUGGAAUCAUUUUAACGAGGUAUGGCGUGAUAUAUAUGCGGAUUCAUACAUGUCACAUACGAAUAUGUAUAUGAUAAAAGUUUAGAAAUUUAUUAUACAUGCAAAUGUUUGUCUUUAACAUUACAAUAACAAAAUAUACUUAACGACUGAGAGCAUUAUUUAUAUCAUUGGCACAAACCACCGCAGGCAAUCCAAGUUUUCGCACAUUUAUAAAUAAAAUGCGAGCACUUA
Messenger RNA from Vollenhovia emeryi, 3578 nucleotides. It is a transcript of the gene Prp5, whose product is annotated as probable ATP-dependent RNA helicase DDX46. The record is from RefSeq and is a predicted model, not a curated record. Bases 251 to 3343 code for a protein of 1030 amino acids. Gene Ontology annotation, cellular component: nucleus. NCBI's taxonomy places the organism in Eukaryota, Metazoa, Arthropoda, Insecta, Hymenoptera, Formicidae. The transcript has 8 exons. Gene Ontology annotation, biological process: mRNA splicing, via spliceosome. Gene Ontology annotation, molecular function: nucleic acid binding; RNA helicase activity; ATP binding.